Messenger RNA from Drosophila busckii, 1606 nucleotides. RefSeq lists its product as uncharacterized. Bases 34 to 1446 code for a protein of 470 amino acids. NCBI's taxonomy places the organism in Eukaryota, Metazoa, Arthropoda, Insecta, Diptera, Drosophilidae. The transcript has 2 exons. The record is from RefSeq and is a predicted model, not a curated record.
AAUUAAACAAAAUUUAAAUUUCCAAGUUACAGCAUGGGCGACAAGAUACAUCGUGUGGUGGUGGCGCUAACAGACGCCGCACAGAAAUCGCCGACGAGCAAAGCGAAUGCAUCGGGAAUUGAUCGGGACAUUAGAAUAUUGGAUCGGAACUCCAUGCUGCUACGCCUGCCUGUACAGGAAAGCAAAGCUUCCUUUCAACCACGCUACUUUCAGCAGCUGGAGUUCGAUUCCGUGGGCUUUGAUUCCGAGAAACACAUUCGUGCCGAGUUUGGCGAGCUUAUGACGCAAAUGUUCAAACGCCUAUGCAAUGGCUGUCUACUGCGUCUGACGCCUUGGCGGGCAUACAAUCUGAAGCUAUUGACGCGCCUGUUGGUUACCGAGGUGGACAAGCUGUUGCUGGCAUUGAACUAUCGUCUGCUUGGCAUCCAAGUGGAGUACUUUGAUGUGCGCAAGUUCGACAUGGUGAACCUGCUGAUCUCAAGCAGCAAACAGCAGCCACAAGUACGGAAGCUGAACAACACCAGUGAGCUGUUCCAAUGGCUGCACAACGAGUACAUAGGACUGCGUGGACGCAUUACAGGCGAUGAUUACAUGAGCAUAGAGUUUAGGCUGUGCUCAAACUCGCGGCAGCAGCAGCACAAACUGCAACUGUCCAUCUUCAACAUCUUUGACUGCCAUGCACGCAAGGAUCUGAGUGAGUUCUUCAAAGCUCUGCCGGGGGGCAGGUCCAGUCAAGGGUCGCUCUUGACUGACGUCAUCAAAGAGUCCUUUGACCGCAAGCGCAACAUCUACACCUUGGUGCUGUGCGAGAUGCCCGGCAACAAAGCCUAUACACCGCCGAUUCAGCGUUUUCUAAGCUUGGCCGACAUGGCCUAUUUAAGCAUCAAAGCGCUGGACAACAAGUGCAAUUCACAGCUUAAGCUGGUGGAAUCAUUGCCACAGCUGCCAGCGAAACCGAAAGGCGCCUUGAAGCAACAGCCACGCUUGACUCGCAAAUCCGAGUCCUUCACAAUGUGCCCAACAAGAGUGGAACUCUCGCAGCAACAUCUGAGCAGACUGUCCUACUGGUAUAAGCGCAUUGACAAGGUCUAUGCAGGGGUUAGGCUUGCCAUGGAGGAGUAUUAUAAUACUUUAUACUGUCAGCGCGUAUUGGAUAUCUGUCGACUGGAUCAGCCCGGCGGAGGCAGUCAAAGCGGUCAAAGCGGGGGCGACUGUGAGAAUCCCAAAAAUAAAAAUUCGGCAGCAGCUACCAAUUUUCAAGAGCAACUCAGUCUAUUGAGCUAUUUAGAGGAGGAGGUGACGCACACCAGUUUCGCCUGCACCUUGGCAGUCUACAUGAAUACCAAGCAUCAUGAGCUACUCAAGGAGGAGGAGGCACUACAGAAACGGCAGGUUGACAAUUUGGGCAACCUAAAGCCCGAGAGCGAAGCGUCACUUGAAAAUUAAAGCCAAGUCAGAGCGUGCACUGCUUACUUUCUGUAGAGAAUAUUGCAUUUAGUAAGCAGCUCAAGCUGUGAUUUGAUUUAUGCCAUUUGUUUCUAAUUGUAAUCUACAUUAGUAAAACGCAGUUCGGUUUGGGUAUACAUAUACACAUAUAUAAUAUACA